Pseudonaja textilis is the source of this 2056-nucleotide messenger RNA. RefSeq names its product leucine aminopeptidase 3 (gene LAP3). Gene Ontology annotation, molecular function: manganese ion binding; metalloaminopeptidase activity. NCBI's taxonomy places the organism in Eukaryota, Metazoa, Chordata, Lepidosauria, Squamata, Elapidae. The record is from RefSeq and is a predicted model, not a curated record. Gene Ontology annotation, cellular component: cytoplasm. Gene Ontology annotation, biological process: proteolysis.
ACGAGAGAAGGUGGCCAGGGUGGUUCGCAUUUGCCGGUGAUACUGUCCCAAGAUCAAGCCCUCUGGCUGGAGAUCGCGACCCCCCACCCCCUGCUGCAGCAACUCCCCGGAUCUGGGUUUUGUUUUUUUUUUUGUAGGAAAAAAGACGCCCCUAAGUGGAGCUUGGUUACCCACGAUCAUGACACGGGGUCUCAUUCUCGGAGCCUUUUCCAGUGACCGUGAUGAUGAACCUUCUCAGUUGUCUGAUGCAGGAGAGGCUUUUGACAAACAAGUCAAUGGGAAGCUGAAGGAGUUACUGGCCAUUUCUGGUCCACCUCUGAAGAAAGGGAAGACCCGCAUCUUCCAUGGUUUGCAUCAGGCCUUUCCAAAUGUAGUAGUUGUUGGCCUGGGAAAGAAAGCAAUGGGAAUAAACAUAGAUGAAAACUGGAAUGAAGACAAGGAAAACAUACGGGCAGCGGUGGCAGCUGGAUGCAGGCAGCUGCAGGACCUAGAACUCGCUUGUGUUGAAGUGGAUCCUUGUGGAGAUGCUCAGGCCGCAGCUGAAGGGGCUGCCCUCAGCAUCUUUGAAUAUGGGGAACUGAAGCAAAAAAAGAAACCCAACCUUGAAAUUCAGUUACAUGGCAGUGAUGGAAUUGAUGCCUGGCAGAAAGGGAUUCACUAUGCAGAGGGCCAGAACCUGGCCAGAUAUCUUAUGGAAGGCCCUGCAAACCACAUCACACCAACCAAAUUUGCUACCAUCAUUGAGGACAAGUUGAAAAGCUUCAGUAGCAACACGACUGUUCAUAAACGAGAUAAAUCUUGGAUACAGGAGCAAGGAAUGGGCUCAUUUUGGAGUGUGGCAAAAGGCUCGGAGGAACCCCCAGUCUUUUUGGAAGUCCACUACCAAGGCUCCAGCAACCCCAAAGAAGCUCCAUUGGUAUUUGUUGGAAAGGGGAUAACUUUUGACAGUGGUGGCAUUUCCAUCAAGCCUUCAGCCAAUAUGGAUGCCAUGAGAGCAGAUAUGGGAGGAGCAGCCACCAUUUUUUCUGCCAUUGUCACAGCUGCAGAGUUGAAGUUACCCAUUAAUCUAAUUGGUCUAGCCCCCCUUUGUGAAAACUUGCCCAGUGGGAAGGCAAAUAAACCCGGAGAUGUUGUGACAGCCAUGAAUGGAAAAACGAUUCAGAUUGACAAUACAGAUGCAGAGGGAAGAUUGGUGUUGGCUGAUGCUCUUCACUAUGCACACCAUUUUAAUCCAAGGGCAAUUUUAGAUGCUGCAACAUUAACAGGUGCCAUGGAUGUAGCAUUAGGAUCAGCAGCUACUGGGGUUUUUACAAAUUCACAGAAGCUGUGGCAUCACCUGUAUGAGGCUAGCAUUCUGACGGGGGAUCGAGUUUGGAGAAUGCCUCUCUUUGAACAUUACACAAAGCAAAUGACAGACUGCCAACUAGCAGAUAUCAAUAACAUUGGAAAAUACAGGUCUGGUGGUGCGUGCACAGCUGCUGCAUUCCUGAAAGAAUUUGUGACUGCUCCUCACUGGGCUCAUUUAGAUAUUGCUGGUGUAAUGGAAAAUAAAGAUGAAAUUCCGUAUCUGCGGAAAGGCAUGGCAGGAAGGCCAACACGUACCCUGGUUGAGUUUAUUACUCGACUGGCCUUAGACAAGCAAAUCUUCUAGAAAGCAGAUUUGUGAGAAUCACCACUGGCUUUAAAAACAGUUAAUUUGAAUCUGGGAUCAGCCAGUGUAUGGAUAAGAUUCCAAAAGGGCCAUUCAACUUUGACUUCAGUUUUGGGAGGCGACUUUGAAAUGAUCCAAAGCAAUGGACUAUAAAUUCAUUCCAUAGAGUUCUACUAAAUCACACUUUUUAUCAUUUCAUUCCAGGAGUUUGUCCUGUAUUUGGUAUCCAAAGAGCAAUCAGUCUAAACCAACAUGAUUUAUAAUAUGGAUUGAAUAAUAGAUACACAGCUAUGGCGUACAAUAAAUAUAUCUUCUGACAAUUCUGGCUGUUGAGGUUUUUGUCUUUUGCAGAAUAUGCUUCCAAAAGGAUUUGUUUCAUAAAUGGUUAGGCAGAAUAUUAAGAAA